This is a messenger RNA of Acanthosepion pharaonis, 1404 nucleotides long. NCBI's taxonomy places the organism in Eukaryota, Metazoa, Mollusca, Cephalopoda, Sepiida, Sepiidae. The record is from the annotation of a GenBank genome assembly.
AUGUUUUUUUUUAUUCGUUACAUUUCUUCCCUAUAUUUUCUUUCACUCAUUUUCGCUUUUCUUAAUUCCAAAUGUGUUUUUAAAAUUUCAGCUUUUCUCUUAUUUUCAUUUUCUCUCUAUUUUGUUUCACGUUUUCCAUUUUUCCCUCUUGUCACCGUUUUUUCUAAAUUUUUACUUUGUAUCUUUCUUUCACGCUCAUUAUUUCAACAAUUUUUUUUGCCCUUUUUUUUUAUUUCUAUUCUUUCCUUCGUUAUUUCUUUUGCUUUUUGUCUUUCUUUAUUCUUUCGUUUACUCUCGCUUUUAUUUCUUAUUAUCCCUUUUAUUUUUUCGUCUUCCUUUUUUCUGUCAUCCAGUCUUUCUUUCUUUCUUUCUUUCUUUCUUUCUUUCUUUCUUUCUUUCUUUCUUUCUUCAUCUAGGAAAUAUAUCUAUCACUUUAUCGAUAACAGACAUGGUAUCUAUCUAUCUAUCUAUCUAUCUAUCUAUCUAUCUAUCUAUCUAUCUAUCUAUAAUCUUCAUAUGUAUGCAUGUAUGUAUGUAUUUUAUGGAUGGAUGGAUGAAUAUAUCUAUCUAUCUAUCUAUCUAUCUAUCUAUCUAUCUAUCUAUCUAUCUAUCUUUCUUUCUUUCUUUCUAUCUAUCUAUCUAUCUAUCUAUCUAUCUAUCCCACCUUCUUCAUAUGUAUGCAUGUAUGUAUUGUUUCUUUUGUUAUUUCUUUAUUAUUUCUUUUUCUUCCUUCUUCAUUAUUUCCUUUGCUCCCUUCUUGAUUUAAUAUUUUUCUUCCUUUUUCAAUCUUUCCUUUUCUUCCUUUUUCAUUAUUUCCUUUUCUUCAACCUUGAAUUACUUUUUUUCUUCCUUUUUCAAUCUUUCCUUUUCUUCCUUCUUUAUUAUUUCCUUUUCUUAUUUCUUCAUUAUUCCCCUUGCUUCCUUCUUGAGUUAAUAUUUUUCUUCCUUCUUCAUUAUUUCUUUUUCUUCCUUCUUCAUUAUUUCCUUUUCUUCCUUCUUCAUUAUUUCCUUUUCUUCCUUCUUGAUUUAAUUUUUUUCUCCCUUUUUCAAUCUUUUUUCCUUCUUCAUUAUUUACUUUUCUUACUUUUUCAUUAUUUCCUCUUCUUCCUUAUUCUUUAUUUCCUUUUCUUCCUUCUUGAUUUAAUUUUUUUCUUCCUUUUUCAAUCCUUCUUUUUCUUCCUUCUUCAUUAUUUCCUUUUCUUACAUCUUCAUUAUUUCCUCUUCUUCCUUCUUCAUUAUUUCCUUUUCUUCCUUCUUGAUUUAAUUCUUUUUCUUCCUUCUUCAAUCUUUCCUUUUCUUCCUUCUUUAUUAUUUCUUUUUCUUUCUUCUUUGUCAUUUCUUUUUCUUCCCUCUUCAUCAUUUCCUUCUUUCAUACGCAUUCUUUUUUCCCUUUAUUCCUCCUAA